Schizosaccharomyces osmophilus is the source of this 2298-nucleotide messenger RNA. Its product is annotated as COPII cargo receptor subunit Sec23b. Gene Ontology annotation, biological process: intracellular protein transport; endoplasmic reticulum to Golgi vesicle-mediated transport; COPII-coated vesicle cargo loading. Gene Ontology annotation, molecular function: GTPase activator activity; zinc ion binding. Lineage: Eukaryota; Fungi; Ascomycota; Schizosaccharomycetes; Schizosaccharomycetales; Schizosaccharomycetaceae. The transcript has 4 exons. The record is from RefSeq and is a predicted model, not a curated record. The coding region runs from base 1 to 2298 and encodes 765 amino acids. Gene Ontology annotation, cellular component: COPII vesicle coat; endoplasmic reticulum exit site.
AUGGAUUUUGAAUCAAUAGAAGAUCAAGAUGGAAUUCGUCUGUCUUGGAAUAUGUUUCCUGCUACAACAGCAGAAACCGCAAGAGCGGUAAUCCCCAUUGGCGCUAUGUACACUCCUUUGCAUCAAAAACCCGACCUUGUUACCGCUCCUUAUGAACCCAUCACCUGUCGGGCUCCAUGCCGAGCAGUCAUGAAUCCUUACUGUAAUGUAGACUUACGCGCGAGGUUUUGGAUUUGUCCGUUUUGUUUUCAAAGAAACUCUCUUCCUCCUCAAUAUCAUGACAUUUCCACCAAUAAUUUACCUUUGGAACUUCUCAGUCAAAAUACGACCAUGGAAUAUACUUUAAACCGUCCAGUCAAGGCUCCUCCCGUGUUUCUAUUCCUUGUCGAUACUGCCGUUUCUGAAUCUGAACUUCAGGCCAUGAAGGAUGCCAUCAUUGUCAGUCUCAGUCUCCUUCCUCCAGAUGCAAUUAUAGGCUUAGUUACUUUUGGCUCUGUAAUUCAGGUUCAUGAAAUCGGCUUCCAUGCCAUCCCCAAGUCUUUUUGUUUCCAACCUGAUACAAACUACACUAGUAUGCAGCUUCAGUAUUUACUCGGCUUAUCUGGAGGACAAUUCCGCCCUAUGGUCUCCAAAACCACUAUCCAAGGUACCGGCGUCACACUAAACUUAGGUGCUGCAUCCCGAUUUCUCUUACCUGUUCAGCAAUGUGAAUUGCAUCUUUUGAAUAUUCUUGAGCAGCUUUCUCCCGAUCCAUCACCUGUUCCACUCGGUAAGCGUGCUCUGAGGUGUACUGGUUCGGCUCUAAAAAUAUCAGCAACUCUUUUAGAAAUAGCAUUUCCUAAAAGUGGUGCUCGAAUUGAGUUGUUUGCUGGUGGCCCUUGCACCGUGGGUCCUGGACAGGUUGUUUCAGUCGAAUUGAAGGAACCCAUGCGCUCCCAUUCUGAAUUGGAAAAUGAUAAAGCAAAGCAUUUUAAAAAAGCAAGACGAUUCUACAAGGAGGAGGCUCAACGACUAUCCGAACUAGGCCAUACUGUCGAUAUUUUCGCAGGCUGCUUGGAUCAGGUAGGAAUCAUGGAAAUGGAAAGCCUCGUCAACUAUACCGGUGGGCACAUUGUACUUUCGGAUUCUUUCUCGACGUCCAUCUUCAAACAAAGUUACCAGAGAUUAUUCAAUGCAGAUGAGUUUGGAUAUCUCAGAAUGGGAUUUACUUCUACUUUGGAUGUCAUAACCUCGAAGGGAUUAAACGUCUGUGGCAUGAUUGGUAAUGGAUUGGGCGAAGGAAAAAAGAGUAAUAAUACCAGUGAUAAUGUGAUUGGGAUAGGCGGAACGGAUUCAUGGAGAAUUUCUACAAUCUCUCCAAAGUCAACAUUUGCCAUAUACUUUGAUUUGAGCAAAGAAAUGAAUAAUCCUGCUUCUCAACAUCCUGCACAAUCAUAUAUUCAAUUUCUAACGUUAUAUCAACAUACUUCCGGCACUUAUCGACUUCGUGUCACAACAAUUUCACGCUCUUUUAUAACUGGUCACGCCAAAAGCAUAUCAGAUUCAUUUGAUCAAGAAGCGGCUGCCGCAUUGAUAGCUCGUAUGGCACUCUUCAAAUGCCAUAACGAUGAUGAAUAUGGCGUAGCUAGAUGGAUUGAUCGCACUUUAAUUAGACUUUGUCAAAAUUUUGCUGAUUACAGAAAGGGGGACCCAAUGAGUUUCCGUCUUUUGCCAAAUUUCACCUUAUUUCCUCAAUUUAUGUUCCAUCUUCGUCGUAGUCAAUUUCUUCAAGUUUUUAACAACUCUCCCGACGAAACAUCUUUUUAUCGCCAUACAUUGAAUUUUUCCGACGUGAUGGACUCAUUGAUUAUGAUACAACCUACUCUUCAAUCUUACAGCUUGGAUUGUCCUGAAGGAAUUCCUGUUUUGCUUGACUCAAUUUCAAUCAAGUCGGAUGCGAUUUUGUUACUAGACACAUUCUUCCAUAUUUUAAUUUUCCAUGGAUCAAUAAUUGCUCAAUGGAGGAAUGCUGGCUAUCAAGAUUUACCAGAGUACACUAACAUCAAGGAACUUCUUUUGGCACCAAAAGUUGAAGUAACGGAACUCUUGGCAGAUCGUUUUCCUAUUCCGAGAUUUAUUGUUUGUGACCAAGGAGGUAGUCAAGCUAGAUUUUUGUUGUCUAGGAUUAAUCCUUCAGUGUCUAUUGCUGAAUCAUCGCCUUAUCAUAGCAUGUCGGACAAUUCUGAACCUGUCCUAACCGAUGAUGUUAACUUGCAAAAGUUUAUGGAACAUUUACGAAAAAUGGUAGUAGCAUCAUGA